AUACUUGCAAAUAUAAACUUAAAUUUAAUACAUCAUAUUUAACAUUUUUCGUACGUGACUUAGAAUGGAUUUAAUCGCGCGCAUCGAAGCUGUUACGUUGAAAAUAAUAAAGCAGAUAUCUGUUGGACAGCCACCGUACGUAUCGUACUGUAAUGGAAGCCGAAACAUCGCUACAGAAUCUAGUUUACGGAAAGAAAAUGUUUGCACAACCAGUCUUCGAGCAAAUACAAUGCCAAACGAUUGUACGUUUGACUUUGCCGAUGAGCAGGACACGAGAAAAGAAACUAAUUUAAAUAAUGAAAAUUUGAAAAAGAUAAUUGUCAAUUUCGCGGUAAAAGGUAGCAGGAAUAAAUUCAUUCUAAUGGUGAUGAUAAUGUCCGAGGCUCAUCGUUUGUUGCUAACAAACACAACCAAGAUGAAACGAUCGUUUUAUUACGAUCUGAAGAAUGAAAUAACUAAAAGUUUGACGCCUCAUCAAAGAUCAAUCGAACGUGCAUUGAAUAGUGUGGCUAAUUUAUUAGAGUGCGCCCCUUGGGAUUUGAGAUUGUUAGCAACGCCUAAAGGAUUAGUGGCAGGAAAUAUGACCAUCACACUACUCGACAAUCGAGUUGUCGAUUGCGCGAUACUCGGAGGCGUGCAGAUCCCACAAAUUAUUUUAAAUGUAACUUCAAUUCGUGUGAAAGCCAACUUUGUCUUGGUUAUCGAGAAGGACACAAUUUUUCAAAAAUUACUUGAAGAAGAUUGCCCUCGUAUUUUAAAAUGUAUUCUAGUGACAGGAAAGGGCUAUCCAGAUAUGAAUACCAGAAUGCUGGUUAAUAUUCUAUCUGUAAAGAUUGGUCUACCGGUUUAUAUAAUCGUAGACGCGAAUCCUUUUGGUGUGGAUAUUAUGUUGCUUUAUCGCUUUGGCUCGUCGAAAUUUUGCCGACAAAACGAAAGCUUGGCUUGCCCUAACGCGCGCUGGCUCGGAAUCCAUCCUUCGGAAUCAGUUAUUUUAGGAAUGAGAACAAACUCGCUCACUAAGACCGAUUUCGUGAAAUUGAGAUCUAUUGAAAGCCGGACUUAUGUAAAUGAUGAUAUAUCGAAAGAGCUGAGCAUAUUGCGGAAGGGCAAGGCUGAUAUAGAGGCGUUGUCUUCCUUUACAAAAAACUUUCUUACAGCAACGUAUUUGCCGUACAAAAUAGAUGGCAAAAAGUAUAUUUAAAAUAAUAUAUCUGUAAUAUUAUCUAAUAUUUUUUAAAUAAUGUCUGUCUCUUUCCUUCUAUAUAAUUAGAAAUGUUUUUUUUAAGCUACACAAAAAUAUCCAGCUAAAAUUAAUUCUAUAAAGUUGUCAUUAUAUUUUUUUAUCAAAAAAAUGUGAGAAGAAGAUUAUUAAAAUUUUAUAAUAAAAUAAAAAUGUGUAUGUGUACGUGUGUGUGUGUGUGUGUGUGUGUGUGUUAUAUUUCAAAAAACGUUAUAUUUUUAUUUUAGAUAUUGACUAAUACCUUUUCUGAAAAAAGUUUUCUUGCUAUCUCACGGCAUUACAAACCACGGACACAUACAUACACACUUUUAUAAAACAAACCCAUAUAUAUAUAUAUGGAUUUAUAUUAUUUUUUUUUGCUAAAUAAAGUCUCAAAUCUGCAAUUUCAAUAUCUUAAUUUUUAUAUGCUGUUAAAAGUUGUCCAUCAAAACUGUAACAGAAAAAAUAAAUACAUGAUAAAUAUAUCAAGACUAUUUUUCAGAUAAUGUAACAGUUUAUUGAAAACACUUUAUUCGCCCAAUGUUCGGGCCGAGCCUCGCCGAUAUUAAAAAACGCAGAAUCUUAAUAACAUGAUUAUUCCGUAGGUGAAAGAUAACUUGGACAUUAUCCGCGAAAUCGACGAUGUAUUAUGUGUUUAUAAGCCAAGUUAAUUUUAAUUCAUCUCGAAAGUUGCGAUAAGAGAAAAGGAGAGAUUUGAAUUCUCUCUCUCUCUCUCUCUCUCUCUCUCUUUCUUCUAAUUAAUAUUCUAAUAUCUAAAUGCAUAAAAGGAGAAAAAAAGUCGCAAAUACUUUACGCAUAUAAAAAUAUUACAAAUAUCGGAGUAAUAUGUCUCUUCGAUCCUCAUUAUACAAUAUAAGCAUAUGCAAAAAAAAAAACUAUAAUAUAUACAAUAUCAGGCUCUUUGAAAUAUCUUAUUAAUUUUUAAUUAAUAAGAUAUUAUUUCCUUUAUUAUAGUUUCAUUAUAGUUUCUAUUUUCUAUAGUCUUUCCUUUUGAUGUACUAGCAAUGUUCUCUUUAGCAGACCGAAAAAGAUAAAAUUAAUUUAUAUUAUAGCGCUCGCACAUUACAUUACUUAUUUUCUGACAUCACCGAAUGCAUCGGUACAAAUUACCGAUUAGUCGAUUUCGUGGAUACUUUCGGUGCAGGGGUGGAGGGGAGGGGAGGGGAGGGGAGUCCGUGCGAAUAUCGCCAAAAAUCUAGUAUAAAUUACUUUCGUAUCCGUUCCGAGUCGAAAGCGAGAAUCGAUCAAGCACUCCGAACUCCGUGACUGUCAUCGAUCAUGUAUGUAUAUCGAUUUUGAUGAAAUAGAUGUAAAAAAAGAAUUUUUCUAAACAGUCGGACACACGCUUUCGAGCGGGCACAGACUCGUUUCGGAAUCAUAAAUUGUUCGAGACAAAAAGUACUCACUCGUCAUCAAGAUGUCAAUUUGUUCUCUCUCUCUCUCACUAUAUGUAUAUUAAAAAGAAUUUCGAUAUUCUGAAAUAUUGAUAAAAAUUUUAAAGUUAUUUAGAAUUUAAAUUCUACGGAAAGAGCGUCGGGGCUAUUUAUUUAUUUAUUUUUUUUUUUUUUUAACGAGGAAUCAAUGAAAAAUAUAAUUUAACAUUUUUUAAAUAAUCUAAUUUCUAAAUUUGCCGUAAAUUGAGGCGUUCUGUUUUUGGCAAUCGACAGUCGAUUCACCUAUGUGACGAAUGUACGUGAUUCGCAUGAAUUUAUUCAUGCAUUCGCACGGGCUCAGUCCUUAUAUAUCUAUUUCCGCAUGAACUAUCUGUUUCUUUUAAUAUGUUGCAUUGUGUAAAUGUGUAUGUAUUUUUGUGUAUGCCCCAUGAUUAUGAGUAUACUUUUCUUUGCCUUUAUGCUUUUUUUUCCUCUUUAGCCUAAUGGCGAUAAUAUGUUUUACCAAAAGCUAUGGAUAUCCUUACGCGCUGCUACCAAGAUUUCUUUGUUGCGAUUAAUUUCAUAAUUCGCAUGCUUGCUUUGCGUAUUUUGCCUUUGUGAUAAUUUUUUUUUCCGUUGCCCUAUGCUUACAUUUAAUUCGCCUCUCACUUUCUUCUGCCAUUAUUAUAUUUAAUAAUUGAUUGUGAUUUUUUUACAUACGCACAUACUCUCUCGCUUUCAAUCACAUUCGCUCCAUCUUUAUUUCCUCCUUCCCUUUGUAUAACUCACCACAAUUUCACUGACCAAU
Messenger RNA from Cataglyphis hispanica, 3421 nucleotides. It is a transcript of the gene mei-W68, whose product is annotated as meiotic recombination protein W68. Gene Ontology annotation, molecular function: ATP binding; DNA topoisomerase type II (double strand cut, ATP-hydrolyzing) activity; DNA binding. Lineage: Eukaryota; Metazoa; Arthropoda; Insecta; Hymenoptera; Formicidae. Gene Ontology annotation, cellular component: nuclear chromosome. The transcript has 3 exons. Bases 65 to 1201 code for a protein of 378 amino acids. Gene Ontology annotation, biological process: meiotic DNA double-strand break formation; meiotic DNA double-strand break processing; DNA topological change. The record is from RefSeq and is a predicted model, not a curated record.